GAAUGCUACUCGGAGAGGGGCAGGAACCGGAAGUGAAGUCGGAGGUGGGGCUUGGUGGGUUUCUCUGCUGCUGCGUGAGGUGACGGGUUCAGGACAGAGGACUAAGCACAUGGACUGGAAGUUAGAAGGGAGCUCUCAGAAAACAGAGUCACACGUGCUGCAGGAGCAAGAAGUCACCCUAGAGGACACAAGUGAAGAUGGCAUCUCUGAAAGCUUCCAGCUUCUACAGAUUGACGUGGAAUGUGAGCAUCAAGAGGAGAUGACCCUGCCUACAAGCAAUGCAGUGUGGCGCUCGAAAAAUGUCCAAAGAAAACAGAGACACUGGGAAAAGAUAGUUGCAGCGAAGAAGAGUAAAAGAAGACAAGAGAAAGAAAGAAGAAAAGCCAGUCGUGUAGAAAAUUCAGGCAUCUACCCCCAGCACAGCAAACGUUUUCUGAGAUCCUUAACCAAGGAAAGACUUUUGGAAGCCAAACACUCAGGACCAAGACUCUGUAUCGAUUUGAGUAUGACCCACCAUAUGUCUAAGAAGGAAUUAAGUAGACUGGCUGGACAGAUCCGAAGGUUGUAUGGCUCAAAUAAAAAAGCUGACAGGCCAUUUUGGAUCUGCCUCACUGGAUUCACCACAGACAGUCCCCUGUAUGAAGAGUGUUUGAGGAUGAAUGAUGGAUUUUCUAGUUAUCUGCUAGACAUAACAGAAGAAGACUGCUUUAGUUUAUUUCCUCUGGAAACCCUUGUGUACCUGACUCCUGACUCAGAACAUGCUCUUGAAGAUGUUGAUCUAAACAAAGUUUACAUCCUUGGUGGACUUGUGGACGAAAGCAUUCAGAAGAAGGUGACAUUUCAAAAGGCCCAAGAACACUCUGUCAAGACUGCUCGCUUACCAAUCCAGGAAUACAUGAUCAGACGCCAGAAUGGGAAGAACUAUCAUUCAGAGAUACUGGCCAUCAAUCAAGUGUUUGAUAUUCUGUCCACUUACUUUGAGACUCAAAACUGGCCUGAAGCAUUGAAGAAAGGAGUUUCUUCCAGAAAAGGCUAUACUCUUCAGAACUCAGUGGAAUGAUGGACAGCCUAAGGUUGCAGCUGCAGGAGGUGAAGUUGCUGGAGUUGCCUUGACCAAAGAACAGAUCAGAGGAUGGUGGUGGUACUCAUUUGCCUUUACUUGACAUCUUGGCUCUUCACUGGGAUAGGAGUUACUAACAGGGACCAUAUUUUAUGCUCUUUUGUAUCUCCCGUAGUGCCUGGCUCACAGGAAGUGCCCAGAUAUAUGUUGACUAACUAAAAAGUUUACAUAAUAAUGAAUUAGCCCUAAAACUACAUGGCUUUGGAUGUGUUAAUUCAUCUUCUGUACAUCUAUUUGUGAAAUACCUACUCUUUAGAGAUAGCUUAAAUAAUCAAGUAAGUAUUAUUCUAUUGAGUCUAAUUUUCACUACACGGGCACCAUAAAGUUGUAUGACUUUCUCCAGCCAUCUCGAUCAUGCUGAUUUUCCCCAACUCAAGUAAUAUGUUGUACAUAGGCUUUGCAGGACCAGCCUUUCCUAACCUAGCCCUGCUUUAAGCCCCCCCAUAGCACUUUUUUCCAUCUAUGGCUCCUACUCUGUCUCCCCUAUUCUGAGUAUGAGCGUGGAGGGCUUCUCUCUUCUGAACAAGUAGUCUCCUAACAAUUUGUGGGAGUACCUUUGUAUCCUUCUGAGCCUUGUGCAAACUAGAUUCUUCAUAUAUACUUGUGAUUAACAGGUCAAAGUGAAAAGCAAAAACACAGUAUUGAUAAGUCUAACUUGAAAAGAGCCAGAAAAUACAUUGCAUCUGACACAAGCAUGUUAGGUAACCUAAAUCUCGGUGAUCUUUUCUCGUGUCCUAGUCAGGUAGAGUUGCUUCAGUUACUCUGGCCAGUUUGGGUUAGUAAACUUGGUAACUAAACUGCUAGCAAAUUCAGAAAAUGUAUUCUGUAUCUCAAAAGAGCCAAAAGGUUACUUCUGUGCUCUGUCCCCUCCCCUUCACAAUUUAUUCCCUCAACAGCUAUGAUCACUUGAUAAAUUGUUAUCAGUUUACUACUUAAAAAUGGCCCAGUCUUCAGGAAACAUCUUUAGGAAUAUAUAAUGCUGCUUGGUCUUUAUCAACAUAUUGAAUAAGUUCUAUAAUCUCUGUCAUCCAAAAGGGACCUCCUAUAGAUAGGCUUCAGGGUCUGUAACUCUUAUAUAUAUUAUCAGGGAGGUCUCUGACCCCAGAACCACUGACCUGGAUCAUCUGUCAGGCUUCAUUUUCACCUUUAAAGGCUUUGCUUAAAAUGCAAAUUUCCUCUCCAUCACAAACCUCUAUUAUUUUUUCAAAACCCAGGCAGGUAGUUUUUUGUUUGGCUUCCUGGAAAUGAUCCUAACAAAGUUAAGAUUUGGCUAGACUUGGAAUCAGAGAUCCUAAUCAUUGUAGUAUCUACAGAACAACAAAAAACUAGACAUGUCCAAAAUAUCCUAUAAUAUGAAAAUGAAAUAUUAUACAACUAUUGAAUUUUUAAUAGCAAUCAUGAAAGAAAUAUAUUAAAUGUUGUUUGAAUCAAAGUAUAUAACAAAGUAGUAUAUAAAGUAAUCCUGUAGUUCUAAUUUGAAAAAUAUACAUUCACAAAUAGUUGAGAAUGUAGGCCAAGUUAAAGUCUGUGCCUCGGUUUCUUCAACUGGGAGGUUAAGUGUCUUUGCAGUUACUAAGACUAAAUGAUUUAAUCCAUGCAGAACACUUUUGGAACAAUACUUGAUACGUGGUAAGCACACGAUAAUUGUUAGCUGUUACAUACUCACCCAUUAAACAAUAGGAUUACAAGUGGUUUUUGUUUGCUUUAUAUUUUCUACGUAGUCUACAUUUUCUUUGGUGAACAUGUUUUACUAUCAUCAGAAAAUAACUUAUUUUAAUGCUCACUUGCAGUUUAUUAUAGAAGCUGCACUCUAGCAAAACUAAAGGAGUUAACAUCAAAUAAACCAUAAUAGUAACUUUUCGUAAACUUUAUUGUAAAAAAACAAAAAACUACAUCAUUACUUUAUAAUGAUUUGUCUCACCCACAAGAACGUGAGUGGCAGCCAGUAACUUUUUAAUAAAAAUAUUUUAUUUAGGACUCUAAUAAGACAUCUUGUCUUCUGAAGAUUUAAUGAGGAGAGGUUCACCUGAGAAACAUUCCCCCCAGGGAAACCCAGAGUCUCUUGGCUCAACUGACCCAUAAAAAAGCCCACAUAGAUCAACUUUCUGCCAAUCUGGAGAAGAUUUGUUUUCUUUGAUCUGCUGUCAUGUGUUCACAGGCUUCUAAAACGUUUGCCAAAAUCAAAGUCUGCUGAAUGGUUUUUGCCUUAACCCAUAUUCUUCCAUUCAUUCCAAAUACUAUCUCCAGUGGGUAGAGUUUUCCCACUUCUUGUAGGAUUUCACAGUCUGGAGCUAGCAGCCUGGUGAGGAAGAGAAAGAAAAUGAAAAUAAAGUGGCAGGGUGUGACCUGACUUUCCUUUAGAAGUCUCCUUUUCUGAGCAGUUCUCCACAGUUAUUCAGAGCUCCACCAACAUCAUCCCAAGAACAAGGCACAUGACAACGUUUGCCCUCUUUCUUCCAAGAAGCUUACCACAGGUCACAACGGUGGACUAUCCUCUCCAAAGAAAUCAAACUCCCUAUGUCACCAACUUUACAAAAAAUGUAUAAAGUUCUUCCUCCACAUUGUCAGAGCACCUUAAUUCUUGACUUUCAAACUGUAGCUUUUUUACUGUCUAUGGUGCUAAGAGAACACUUUAACCUUAUUUUCCUGACCAUGUAAGUU
Molecule: messenger RNA, 3781 nt
Organism: Globicephala melas (long-finned pilot whale)
Lineage: Eukaryota; Metazoa; Chordata; Mammalia; Artiodactyla; Delphinidae
Gene: TRMT10B
Product: tRNA methyltransferase 10B
Biological process (GO): tRNA N1-guanine methylation
Cellular component (GO): nucleus; nucleoplasm
Molecular function (GO): tRNA binding
Source: RefSeq, a predicted model, not a curated record